Ziziphus jujuba (common jujube) is the source of this 1465-nucleotide messenger RNA. RefSeq lists its product as uncharacterized. Gene Ontology annotation, biological process: peptidyl-lysine monomethylation; peptidyl-lysine dimethylation. Lineage: Eukaryota; Viridiplantae; Streptophyta; Magnoliopsida; Rosales; Rhamnaceae. Gene Ontology annotation, cellular component: cytoplasm. The record is from RefSeq and is a predicted model, not a curated record. Gene Ontology annotation, molecular function: protein-lysine N-methyltransferase activity. The transcript is spliced from 7 exons. Bases 147 to 1169 code for a protein of 340 amino acids.
UGAUCCGGGAAGACGAUAGGAUCCGAUUCCAAUAAACCAGACCCGGAAGUUGGCCAAAGAUUCCUCAGAAGAAGUCCUUUCACAUUCCUUCUCCUGGAAAGCCUGUCUCUCAUCCGAUUUCCAUUUUCCUUUCUUUGUCUGCAAAAAUGGCCGGAAUCCGAUUACCGCCAGAGGAAUCAGACGUCUCUCAGGCGCAGCAGACACGUGCAGCUCCGGCUGCCACCGAUCUGGUCUCCGACGACGACCGCUCCGUCGCCGCCGAUUCCUGGUCCAUCAAGAGCGAGUACGGUAGCACCCUCGAUGAUGACCAACGUCAUGCUGACGCCGCCGAUGCCCUCUCCGCCGGCAACCACCGUGAUGCUUCCGAUUACAGUUCUGACAAGGAUGAACCAGAUGCUGAAGCAGUGACAUCAAUGCUAGGCCUUCAGAGUUAUUGGGAUUCUGCAUAUGCUGAUGAGCUGGCAAAUUUUCGUGAACAUGGCCAUGCUGGUGAAGUUUGGUUUGGAACUGAUGUAAUGGAAAUUGUUUCUUCCUGGACCAAAAGCUUGUGCAUUGAUAUUUCUCAAGGUCACAUUCCAAACCAUGUGGAUGAUAUCAAAUCGGAGCCUGUUGAAGAUGGCGAGAAAUAUCUUUCUACUUGGAGUGUACUUGACAUUGGGACUGGCAAUGGUUUGCUACUUCAAGAACUUGCCAAGCAGGGAUUCUCUGAUUUAACAGGGACUGAUUAUAGUGAGGGAGCUAUUGACCUUUCUCGAAGCCUUGCUCAGCGUGAUGGGUUUGCUAAUAUUAAUUUCUUGGUUGAUGAUGUACUUGACACGAAGCUGGAACGGGAAUUCAAGCUUGUCAUAGAUAAAGGAACCUUAGAUGCCAUUGGAUUACACCCCGAUGGCCCUAUUAAAAGGAUAAUGUAUUGGGACUCAGUUUCUAGAUUAGUAGCUCAUGGUGGAUUAUUGGUGAUCACAUCGUGCAACAAUACAAAAGAUGAAUUGGUGCAAGAAGUGGAAGAUUUUAAUAAACGAAGUAUUGGAGCGCACCAAGAAAGUGAGCAGACCCAAAAGGAGCAAGAACCUCCAUUUCGAUACAUUGCUCAUGUUCGGUCUUAUCAAACAUUCGAGUUUGGUGGUUCUGUAGGUUCACGCGUUGCCACUGUAGCUUUUCUGCAUACCUAAAAAAUAUCACCAACCUAUUCUAUUUUCGGUUUGAGCAUGGCCGGCUUAACUUGGUUUGCAGCCUAGUCAAGGGGGGAAAAAGUGGGUUUAUAUCAACAAUAUUAACUAAUUUAUGUUAACAAUAUAGUUUAAUUAAGUCUAUUUUCUUGUUUUGUGCUGAAUAUAGUAAGAAGUAAGAAAGUUUGGGUUCUUUUUUAUUUUUAGUUUUUUUUAUUUUUUAUUUUUUUUCCCUCUCCUUUGUGGUUUUUACACUUAUUUAAAGGCAUGUGGAUGAUUGUUUAUUUUCUUCUUCUUAA